CUCUAAUCUCGAUGGUCCUUCGUCGUAGCGCGUCUGUCGUAAACUCGAAUCGAUCCACGCGCGUGGUUACUAGUAGGGCUGUGUGCGCUCUUGGGGUGGCUCUCAGGUUUUCCAACCCCCUGCGCGAUUUUUGAGGCGCCUGAAAAAUAGACUCCAAACCCCGACGCAAUCUUCAACGUCGAAGUCAAGUUUGGAGCGACAUCUCACAGCAUGGCGCCAGGCGCAACAAUUUCUCGUUCGGCCGCCAGAACAGCCACCCGGCUGCUUCGCUUACAGUCACAUCCGUCGUUACAAUCCCCGGGCUUCGCCAGCAUCCUGCUGCCAGUUUAUCCCACACCUGAUUCUGGAACGGAUCGGGUCCAGCUGGCAGACGGCUCCGUCAGACUUGACGGACGAUUUCAUCCUGACGGCAAGCAGUUGCCGUUGCUAGCUGGACCAGCUAGACCGCUUCCCCUGCUUCCCGCGUGCGCUGCUCUCUUUCCGCUGACAAGCGGCUUCCGCAGUGAUCCUAACGAGUUUGUUACUAUCGGGACGAGAAGUUUCGCCUCGGGUGCUCGCCUUUAUGCAGCCUUUGCCGGUUCAGCGUCUCCCGCUGCUUGUAGCGGAGCAGCUAGUAGCGGAGAUGGCGGAUCGGGGGCAGGAGGGGGGACGCAGCAAUCGCUUGCUGACGAGAUGAUUGCCUUCGCCCACUCGUGCCUUGCGAGGGAAGGGUCAGAUGCGGUGCAGGAGGGACUAAGAGUGGUGGAGCACGGAGCCACCAUGCUGAAGGCGCAAGAGGGGCAGGCAGCAGCAUCGCAGGCAGCUCGGCUGCUCAAGUUCAAAGCCGCCCUGCACAUGAGAAUGCAUGACAACCCCGGGGCAGUGGAGGCGUUGGAGGAGGUAGCAGAGUUGGGGGAUGCGGGGCUGUGCGAGAGAGUUGGAGCUCUGGAGGAGGUUGUGCGAAUCCAUCUGAGCGGCCAUGCAGACGCCAAUGCCAUGGAGUCUGCCAGGGAAGCAGCAACCCUGCUGCAACCACUGGCGCCACCGCCAGCAACACAAGUUGGCCCUGACUCAGCAGCCGCAUCAGCGGCAGCAGUGCUGUCAUCACCAUCACCACCAGGGUUGGCAGCCCUGCGAUACCGGGUGCUCUGCUCCGUGGGGCUGGUGGAGCAGCUGUGCGGCCACACUGCCACUGCGCGAGAGCACUUCCAGGAAGCAGACGAGCUCGAGCCGCCCGACUGCAACGCAGUGCCGGCCACAGGGCUGGCCCGGCUGGCAAUGGCGAUGCACCUGCACUCCGUCGGCCAAUGGGAGCAAGCCACGUCAUACUACAGCCAGCUGAUCCAGAACUACUCCUCACUGCCUUCGUCGACGUCUCCUAUCCCCUCCUCGACCUCCUCUUCCUCUCCUACCAACUCACCCUCACCUGCCUCGUCAGUCUCUCCCUCUCACUCGCCCUCCCUGGACCCGGCAGCAGCUGUGCGAGUGGGGGCCCUUGCAGGCCAGGGCCAGCUGCUGCUGCUGCAAGGGAAGUUUGAUGCAGCUGAAGAGAGUUUCACAGCAGCUUUAAGGGAGGCAGAAGCCAUAGAUGAUCGCUCAGACUUCAAUCCAGUCGUGGGAGCCAUUUUGUCUCUUUUGGGCGACACAUACGCGCAGCGAGGGAGGCUGCAGCACUCAGGGGAGGGCAUGAUUGCAGAGGGCCUCUUUCGGCGCUCCCUCGCUCUCUUAGAGGCGUCGCAGUGGGACAAUCUGGAUUACCGGCUGACGCUGCUGGCCGGAGCAGGUGCCAGCGCUUCAGCCGAAGGCACAGAAGAAGAGGCAGAUCAGCUCAAGGACCGCAAGAACAGAGUGCUGCAGCUCGACCUCAUAGCGUUCACUCUAGAGCGCUAUGCGGCUGCCCUGCCGGGCUUCCCAAUGCGCGCCUCCGAGGCUCAGAGCAUGAGUGCAGCGGCCCACCACCUCUGGCGCUCGCCCCUCUCCCUCCAUGCUGCUGUCGCCUCCUCCCGUGUACCUGCUACAGCCACUUCCUCUUCCUCCCACGGAUCUGCUACUACUACUGCUGCAAGCCCUGUUGAUGCGCUAGCAUCAUUUCCUGCUGCAGUGGUUGAUGUGACAACGGGAAGGGUGCUCUUGUCGUGAUUCCUUCUACUGGUAUUGUGAUGUAUUUGUGUUUCUACAGUCGGCUCACAUGUCAGCUGGUAGGAUCCCCUUGUAUCCUAGCAGGGUGCACUUGUUGAGCUCUUACCGGUACAUCUCUUAGGAAACAUCGUGCUCUGGAUCAGAGCGAUCCUUAGCACUCAUCUUUUGUGAAGUGUUGAACUGCAAUUCUGGAACCACGUGAUGGGGUCUACAGCUGCUGCACUAACAUGGUACAUUCUGUAAUGUGUUACGGAAGGCUACGCAAUCACGCUAGUACAUGU
Molecule: messenger RNA, 2399 nt
Organism: Closterium sp. NIES-67
Lineage: Eukaryota; Viridiplantae; Streptophyta; Zygnematophyceae; Desmidiales; Closteriaceae
Source: the annotation of a GenBank genome assembly